Molecule: messenger RNA, 1363 nt
Organism: Capsicum annuum
Lineage: Eukaryota; Viridiplantae; Streptophyta; Magnoliopsida; Solanales; Solanaceae
Product: ribonuclease 3-like protein 2
Exons: 3
Coding region: 401-718 (105 amino acids)
Source: RefSeq, a predicted model, not a curated record
AUUGAACCCAUUUUCAUGCAAAGCUUGUUUUCCUUGUAAACUUUGCAUCAAACUGACUCAAGCCAUACCCCUGACUAUUGCUGCAACCCAAGUGAUGUCUUGAAUAGUCAUUAUGUACGCUUGUUAAUUUUCAGAGAUCUUUAGAGGCCUGCUAGAGCCUAUCAUCAUGCUGAAUAUGUUGGAAGAACAACCACAGCCUGUAACAAUGCUAUUUGGACUUUGCAAAAAGGAUGGAAAACAAGUUGACGUAGUACAUCGGAAAGAAGGAGAUAAAAACAUAGCUAGCGUCUAUCUUGAUUGACAAUUUAUUGCAUCAGCUUCUUCUGAGCACAAAGAAAAUGCAAAGCUUCAAGUGGCAAAGGCUGCUCUUAAAGAGUUGUAUUAUAACCCUUAUGAUAAGAUGGACGUUGAAUCUGUUCCAUUGCAGAGAAAAAGGAAGAAUGCUGAAUCUAUUCCAUUUCAGAAAAAAAAGAUGGAUGUUGAAUUUGACCAAACAAAAGAGAGUGAAGGAGCAAAGCAGAAGCUGAACGAGCUUUGCCAAAGAGAGAAAUGGCCCGAACCAACUUACAGGAGGUUUAUAUGCUCUGUGCAAAUUGUAAUUGCUGAAGGCAUGCUUUUUUUUAUGGGAGACGAGAAGUCACGAGUAAAAGAUGCAGAGAAUUUAGCAGCCUUAGCAAUGAUUCGGAGUUUGCAGGAAUCCAAUUUCAGUUCUACAUAGCUCCAUGUUCCAAUUCCAGGAUGAAGCAGACAGCAGGGGACGGUGCAACUUGGAACUAAACCUUACUCAGGUUCUCUCUUGAUUAAUGCAAUAAUCAUCUUUGGUUGCUGCAAAGUGAAUAUUGGUCAUAGCUCCACUUAAGAAAAUUGAUACCAGAAGAGAGUCACCAGUUAGUACGUGAUAGGAUAAAAGACACCAGGACCUAUACUAUAGCAGACUGAGCUCUGGCCAAUUCAGAUUAGAAUUUUACCAUGAAUCUCUGUAUAAAUACCAUAUAAAGAAAAUGAACCUUGGGCUAGAGAAACCCCAAAAGCUAGCUCAUGAGGUGAAGAUUGCGCAAUACCAUGUGAGACUAAUUUUCCUUUCCACAAGCGAUAUGGAACCCUUAACACUAUAUGUGUAGGAUUCAUGACCUAUUGAGUGCACAAGUAAGACAUUACCAUUCCAUAUCUUCCGGCAUAGUCAAGUAAUACCUAUAUAACUAUGUUCCGCGUCUACCAGUGCAUUGGUCUAAAGCAGGAAAAAGGUUUUCAACUUUUAUGUUUGCACAAUAUUGUGAAACAUGUUGGGAGAUAACAUUAGUGAGAUAUGACAAGAAUAUUCCAAGCAAAUAGUCUUAAGGUUGCAUGAGUCUAAGCACAGGUU